UUUGGUUUGUUUGUUUAAAGUUUUUGCGCAAUAUUCACAUUUAAUUAAGUAGUUGUGCCAACGCGCCGCGUCUACGACGCGAGUGUUGGAGUUAUUGACCAGUCAAAAAAUAUUUCAAGUUCCUUAGUUACCCGUUAUACUUGAAAGUACUUGCAUUGCCGGUUCUCACUGUGACCAGCUUGCAGGAGCUCAACUAUGUCACUAGCAACUGCAAUGGAGGCAGAGGCAGUUUGUCUGAAGACAGAGCCUGGAGAGGCGUGUGUGAAGACGGAGCCCGGAGAGGUGUGUGUGAAGACGGAGCCCGGAGAGGCGUGUGUGAAGACGGAGCCCGGAGAGGUGUGUGUGAAGACGGAGCCCGGAGAGGCGUGUGCGGAGGAGGAGCGGGAGCGCGAGGACAGCGCGCGGGGAGUGAGCGCGGCGGCCGCGCGGGCCGGGCUGUACACCGGGCACGAGGUCAAGGACGAGCUCGUGCUGGGCCCCGAGGAGUGGCACCGCCCGCAAGUGCUCCCACUACCAGUGUGUUCCGACGGCGGCCGCGCCCGGGAACAGCUCGCGAUGACCUGUUCCGUGGUGCUCGAGCGCCUCCGCGGCGACGCGACUGCUCACAGUAGAGACAAACCAUAUGUCUGCGAACACUGUGACAAACAUUUUAUAAAUACAUCCGCUUUAAAGAAACACAUGCAGUGUACACACUUAUCAUUAGGACUCAAGAAAUUUGCUUGUGAUGUUUGUAGUUCUAUGUUUGAAACCAAUUUACUUCUAGUAGAGCACGAGAAAAGCGAACACGGUGUUACGAAUUUCAUCUGCGCUGAAUGUGAGUACAGAACGUGCUCUAAGAAAGAUUUAGAGCUCAUCUAAAGAGCCAUUACAAGAACGAACGGAAUGGAAUGACUCACCAAAUAAUUAAAGAGAAGCCGUACGCUUGCAAUCAGUACGACUACAAGUCUCUUUACAGUUCCGAAUUACGAGAACACCAAAGGACACAUACUGAGAAGCUUUUCAUGUGUAGCUCCUGUGAUUACAAAUGCAGUGCAAAAUCACGCUUAAAUAGACAUCAGAUGGUACACACUGGAUAUAAACCCUACAAAUGUAGUCAAUGCAACUACAAGAGCGCAGAUAGUUCAGCCUUACGAAGUCAUGAAAGAACACAUACUGAUGAUAAGCCAUUUGAGUGUAACCACUGCGGUUACAAAUGCAAGGAUAAAUCACGUUUACGACAACACCAGAAGGUACACACUGGAGAAAAGCCUGAAAAAAAAAGCAAAUGUAGUCAUUGCGACUACAAGUGCAGUAAUAUUUCAGAAUUGCGAAGGCAUGAAGUCGUUCACACUCGCGAGAAGCGGUUUCAUUGUGACCAGUGUGAUUACAAAUGCAGUCUGAAGAAAUACAUACGAUCACACAUGAUACUUCACACUGAAGCGAAGCCAUUUAAAUGUAGCCAUUGUGACUACAGAAGCAAGCAUAAAAGCUACUUACUCGUUCACCAAAGAAUCCACACUAAAGAGCCACACACACGCACGUCACACACACAGCCGCAGCGGUUCACUUGUAGUCAUUGCGACUACAAGUGCAGAUGUAGUUCAACCUUGCGAGUGCACGAAAAGAUGCAUAGUGGCGAGAAGCCUAUCGAGUGUAACCAUUGUGAUUACAAAUGCUAUGCGAGAUCAUAUUUAAAAAGACAUCAGAGAAUACACACUGAGGAGAAACCAUUUAAAUGUAGUAAUUGCGACUACAGGUGCAGGCGGAAAGCACACUUACAACUUCACCAAAAAAUACACAACAAAGAGAAUCCGUACACUUGUAGUCAUUGCGACUACAAAUGCAGUCUAAGUUCAAGGUUGCGAGACCAUAUGAAGAUACAUACUGAUGAGAAGCCAUUUGAGUGUAACCACUGUGACUACAAAUGCCGUCGGAAAGCACACUUAAUAAAACACCUGAUGACGCAUACUAAGGCGAAGCCAUUUAAAUGUAGCAAUUGCGAGUACAGAUGUGGGCUGAAAUAUAACUUGCAACUUCACCAAAGGGUACACACUAAAGAGAAGCCAUACAGCUGUAGUCAUUGCGACUACAAGUGCAGUCAUAGUUCAGAUUUACGAGGGCAUGUGAGGACACAUACUGGUGAGAAGCCAUUUGAGUGUAACCACUGUGGCUACAAAUGCAGUCGGAAAUCAGUGCUAAUAAAACACCUGGUAACGCAUACUGAGGCAAAGCCAUUUAAAUGUAGCUAUUGCGACUAUAGGUGCAAGCAUAAAGAUUACUUACGAGUUCACGAAAGAAUGCACACUAAAGAGCCACACACACGCACGUCACACACACAGCCGCAGCGGUUCACUUGUAGUCAUUGCGACUACAAGUGCAGAUGUAGUUCAACCUUGCGAGUGCACGAAAAGAUGCAUAGUGGCGAGAAGCCUAUCGAGUGUAACCAUUGUGAUUACAAAUGCUAUGCGAGAUCAUAUUUAAAAAGACAUCAGAGAAUACACACUGAGGAGAAACCAUUUAAAUGUAGUAAUUGCGACUACAGGUGCAGGCGGAAAGCACACUUACAACUUCACCAAAAAAUACACAACAAAGAGAAUCCGUACACUUGUAGUCAUUGCGACUACAAAUGCAGUCUAAGUUCAAGGUUGCGAGACCAUAUGAAGAUACAUACUGAUGAGAAGCCAUUUGAGUGUAACCACUGUGACUACAAAUGCUGUCGGAAAGCACACCUAAUACAACACCUGAUAACGCAUACUAAGGCGAAGCCAUUUAAAUGUAGCAAUUGCGAGUACAGAUGUGGGCUGAAAUAUAACUUGCAACUUCACCAAAGGGUACACACUAAAGAGAAGCCAUACAGCUGUAGUCAUUGCGACUACAAGUGCAGUCAUAGUUCAGAUUUACGAGGGCAUGUGAGGACACAUACUGGUGAGAAGCCAUUUGAGUGUAACCACUGUGGCUACAAAUGCAGUCGGAAAUCAGUGCUAAUAAAACACCUGGUAACGCAUACUGAGGCAAAGCCAUUUAAAUGUAGCUAUUGCGACUAUAGGUGCAAGCAGAAAGGUUACUUACGAGUUCACGUAAGAAUGCACACUAAAGAGAAGCCUUAUACUUGUAGUCAUUGUGAUUACAAAUGCAGUGACAGCUCAAGCAUAUCACGUCACCGGAAGAGGUGUAAAGUCAGAAAGGCGAAGCCUAACCAGUAGCGAGAGCGAGUACUAGUGCGGCCUGGAGCCUGCGGAGGCGCCGGGCGCUCGCGGAAGAGAAGCUUCGUCAAACAAGUUCUCCUCUGAGGCUUCCUGCGCUUAGACUUAGAUCUAAAUUUGAUAAUUCAAUGAGUAGUGGGCAACGUAUCAAGUUAGGCCACCGCUGAAAUUAGCGCUAUACCUUGCCGCUUGCUUGAGCUAGUACGCCUAGUGCUCGGGAAUCCUGUCCAAAUGUAUUUUUUGUUAUAUUUUCAAAUUAUAUACAAAUUGCUUUGAUUAUAUGCUAAA
Leguminivora glycinivorella is the source of this 3470-nucleotide messenger RNA. Its product is annotated as zinc finger protein 260-like. Gene Ontology annotation, biological process: regulation of transcription by RNA polymerase II. Lineage: Eukaryota; Metazoa; Arthropoda; Insecta; Lepidoptera; Tortricidae. Gene Ontology annotation, molecular function: RNA polymerase II cis-regulatory region sequence-specific DNA binding; DNA-binding transcription factor activity, RNA polymerase II-specific. The record is from RefSeq and is a predicted model, not a curated record. Gene Ontology annotation, cellular component: nucleus. The transcript has 3 exons. The coding region runs from base 196 to 858 and encodes 220 amino acids.